CUUUUUGUUUCCUGAAGGCAUCAACACGUUCAGCGAGCGCGAUGACGAUCACACGCGUCGAAUGAAAAGCAAAGGACAAGUCCGUUCUUACUAACAACUCCUAUUUCACUAACAACUCCUUACUUACUAACAACUCCUGUAAUUUUUCAUUGCUGGAGGGGUUUCCCCCCCCUACCUGAAAAUCCUGGCUCCACCUCUGAGUGUGUGACAGUGUCAAGUUUGUAUUUGCAUUAACUCUAUUGAGCACAGAGGUUAUAUCAAAACAGUAGUUUAUUUUAGUUUUCCUCUGGAACUCUUUGUAAGAAUGGAGUCAGGAAGUGAUCACAGCACACACGUGCAGCAGCUGAAGUCGGAACUGCUCAUCCCAGCAAUCAAGGACAUCUGUGCCUGGCUUCACACCUAAAUUGCGAUUGAACAUUAAUUUAUGCAUUUGUGCAGAACACAAAUAGUAUUAUUUUCAACACCCUUUUUCUAUGUCAGCUGAAUUUAGCUUUCAUAAACAUUUAUUUAGAAGCCAAACAGCUGAAAUUGUGUGCUGAGUUUUGGGUUAACGUUUAUUUUGAAGAUACGAGGGCUUCCAGGCAUGUUUAUGACCAUUUGGCCUCUCAUUGUGUGCCAUAACAGCCCGUGUGAUGAAUUUGGGACACUUUUUUUUUUACUAUAUCAUAAAUAUAUGAAUAACUAUAGACGUGUAAGUCACGUGUGACUGUGUAUAUGCAUUCCUCUGUGCCUCGAUACUGAUGUGUAGAUGGUGUGGAUAUUCUUUGUUUCUGUCUGCAGCUAUCGCUGCCUCUGCAGAAGUGGUCUGAUGGAGCAAAGGCUCUCGGCGCGGCUCGGUGCAAAAAGGCAACAAUGCGACCGGUGUGCAUACAGCACGGAUAGUCCUGAACAUUUGACACGGCACCAGAGAACUCACACAGGAGAGAAACCCUUCAAGUGCAGUGUGUGUGGGAGGGCGUUUACACGUUCAGCUCAUCUUGUAAAACACCAAAGAACACACACAGGAGAAAAACCCUUCAAGUGCAGUGUGUGUGGGAAGGCGUUUACACGUUCAGCUCAUCUUGUAAAACACCAAAGAACACACACAGGAGAGAAACCCUUCAAGUGCAGUGUGUGUGGGAGGGCGUUUACACGUUCAGCUCAUCUUGUAAAACACCAAAGAACACACACAGGAGAUAAACCCUUCAAGUGCAGUGUGUGUGGGAAGGCGUUUGCACGUUCAUCUGCUCUUGUAACACACAAGAGAACACACACGGGAGAGAAACCCUUCAAGUGCAGUGUGUGUGGGAAGGCGUUUGCACAUUCAUGUGCUCUUGUAACACACAAGAGAACACACACGGGAGAGAAACCCUUCAAGUGCAGUGUGUGUGGGAAGACAUUUUUACAUUCAUCUGCUCUUGUAACACACCAGAGAACACACACAGGAGAGAAACCCUUCAAGUGCAGUGUGUGUGGGAAGGCGUUUGCACAGUCACCACAUCUUCAAAGACACCAGAGAACACACACAGGAGAGAAACCCUUCAAGUGCAGUGUGUGUGGGAAGGCGUUUGCACAGUCAUCUGGUCUUGUAGAACACCAGAGAACACACACGGGAGAGAAACCCUUCAAGUGCAGUGUGUGUGGGAAGGCGUUUGCACAAUCAUCUCUUGUAACACACCAGAGAACACACACGGGAGAGAAACCCUUCAAGUGCAGUGUGUGUGGGAAGGCGUUUGCACUUUCAUCAAAUCUUAAAAAACACCAGAGAACGCACACGGGAGAGAAACUCUUCAAGUGCAGUGUGUGUGGGAAUGCGUUUGCACAUUCAUCUUCUCUUAUAACACACCAGAGGUCACACACAGGAGAGAAACCCUUGAAGUGCAGUGUGUGUGGGAAGGCGUUUGCACGUUCAUCGACUCUUAAAAAACACCAGAGAACACACACGGGAGAGAAACCCUUCAAGUGUAGUGUGUGUGGGAAGGCGUUUGCACUUUCAUAUACUCUUGUUGCACACCAGAAAACACACACGGGAGAGAAACCGUUCAAGUGCAGUAUGUGUGGGAAGGCGUUUGCACAGUCACCACAUCUUCAAAGACACCAGAGAACACACAAGCAUCAGAAGAUCCACCAGGAGUGGAGUCUGAAAUCAGCUUGUGAAAGUCAAAGUGCUGCAAUGAGCCCAUCCCUUAUCAAACAAGAACCGGAAAAGAAUCCCAGCUUGGACACUUUUAAAGGUAACGAGGUGAAAUAUGAAGAGGUGAAGGUGAAAUGUGAAGACGUGAUGGUGAAGAGCGAAGAAGUGAAGGUGAAAUGUGAAGACGUGAUGGUGAAGAGCGAAGAAGUGAAGGUAAAAUGUGAAGAUGAAGAUUCAACUCCAAAAUGGGACCUUCACAUCGAUGGAGGCAACGUGAAGCAGGAGGAGAAUUCUGACAGUGAGGCAGAGCGAGGCAACUUCCAGCAGUUUGUGGAAGUGGAGGUGUGGGUGGACUUCCUCCGAGACAAUACAAAGUCAAAUGGAGACCCGGUAGAUGUGUAAGCCAGAGACGAUGUCGCUCCAAUAGAUGCACCUUUACUAUGGGGACCUCAUUUGCCAGUAAAAAUAUGAUAAUUGGUUCUUUUACCCUUCUAUCUGGCAAAUGAGGUCCCCAUAGUGUAGAUGCUUGCCCCGAGCUCUCAUACUCUGAUGGUGCAUUGUCCUUGAGUUGUGCGCCUUUUGGCGUCAUCUGGUCCAACCCAUAUGAGACUAGGCUCGAAGGAAAGCUGUCUCGGGUGUGGACCAAUCAACUUCAAGGACAGUGCACAUUAUCAGAGUUAUGUUCUUUUGUUUGUAUUAUGACUGCAGGUAUUGCGGUCUAUGCAAACAUGACUCCUUGCAAAAAGGUGUCAGUUUUGUUGCCAGAUAGAAGGGUAAAAGAACCAAUUAUCAGAUGCACCUUUGUCACAGGCCUUGAAUGACAAAAAUGUGAAGUUGAACACUCGGUUCCUAGGUUCAACCUGCAGGGUAAGAGCGGCCAGUCUUUGUGGACCUGUGUGUUGGGUAGAUCUCUAACCAGGAGUGGGAGCCAAUAAGCUCCAAAGCAUUCACUGUUAUAAAUUGCAUUUAUAUGGUGCUUGCUUAAUCGCCUCGGCAACUCGGAGUUUUGUAUCGUAUCUCGUUUCAAACACUCUAAGAGCAUCUCCAAGUAGCAGCUGCCCCUGUGUGGCACAAGGUGGUGGCCCUGCACCGGCCUGCAUGUGGACAAAAGCCUGUCAGUAGGGGGCGAUGGUUGAUGUGGCAUCUUGGUUGUGGAGUUUGUAGGUAAUGUUUGGAAUUUGCUAAAUGUUGACCCAGAUGCCAGCAUGCAAUGGCCGACUCGUUUUGAAUGGUGCAUUAGUAUGUUGUACAUACACUGUUAAGCAGACGGUGCAUAUUUUUUUUAAUUAGCUUCUUGUUAAUAUGAUGUAACCUGAUUCAGUAUAUUUCAGUGCAGUAAUUCAAUUUUGUUAAUAUGCCUGUCAAUAAUUUAGAAUGAAUACUUGUCUGAUGGUGUGCGUACAUGUAACCUUUUGUCUAUAAGCGUCAAACAUUGAAUAAGUCAUGUUAGUGUAGUGCCGUAGAUGGGCCACACUUACUGGCAGUGGUGGACAGGGCCCAUCUGCAGG
Messenger RNA from Lethenteron reissneri (Far Eastern brook lamprey), 3621 nucleotides. RefSeq names its product zinc finger protein OZF-like. Gene Ontology annotation, biological process: regulation of DNA-templated transcription. NCBI's taxonomy places the organism in Eukaryota, Metazoa, Chordata, Hyperoartia, Petromyzontiformes, Petromyzontidae. Gene Ontology annotation, molecular function: DNA-binding transcription factor activity, RNA polymerase II-specific; RNA polymerase II cis-regulatory region sequence-specific DNA binding. The record is from RefSeq and is a predicted model, not a curated record. Gene Ontology annotation, cellular component: nucleus.